Molecule: messenger RNA, 543 nt
Organism: Anisakis simplex (herring worm)
Lineage: Eukaryota; Metazoa; Nematoda; Chromadorea; Rhabditida; Anisakidae
Source: the annotation of a GenBank genome assembly
AUGGGUCGAAGCGUUUUUUCACCGAUGAAAGAAGCAGAAGAAAUGCGUCCAGUGAUCAACCGCCAUACAUCAGCAACACCGUCAGAGGGGAUUGGCGGCGACAAUCUGGGUGGCUCCCGAGUGACUACGCCAUUCGAGGAUAUCAUCCCUCAGUCUCGUAUCAGCACCACCUUUGAAGCAAACCAACAACAACAACAGUUCGGUCAGCAACCGACUACGUAUCCUCAAACGCGAUUCGCUGACGCUCUGUUCUCACCAUCUCGAUCCAGAUCACAGUUUCGUUUCGCUCAGAAUUUCUCGAAGAUACCUAUAGGCCAGAACUAUACGUACAAUCGAUACAGUGACAAUCGCGAUCAUCAGCCAACGAAGCGUCGGUCACAUACGACCGAGCCAAGAGGCGACAAUUUGGUCCAGUCGAUCAGCAGGAAAUGGCCACCAGCGAGCAAUGCGAGCGGAGUUGAAUUCACGAAGGAUAACUGGAAUGUGGCACCAUCAACUACCACUUCAUGUAGAAGUAAGCAUGAAUUCUCAUCAGUCCAGUAA